Messenger RNA from Oryzias melastigma (Indian medaka), 2819 nucleotides. RefSeq names its product prolactin-releasing peptide receptor. The transcript is spliced from 3 exons. Gene Ontology annotation, cellular component: plasma membrane; neuron projection. Bases 228 to 1319 code for a protein of 363 amino acids. Lineage: Eukaryota; Metazoa; Chordata; Actinopteri; Beloniformes; Adrianichthyidae. The record is from RefSeq and is a predicted model, not a curated record. Gene Ontology annotation, biological process: G protein-coupled receptor signaling pathway. Gene Ontology annotation, molecular function: neuropeptide Y receptor activity; neuropeptide binding.
CCAGGCAUUAAUCUUUUUGGGUCUCAGCCACCUUAUUGGCUUGCUGACAUUUCAGCAGUCAUCUCAGACAUCGUUCUCCUAGCUCUCUGCACGCGCUCUCCUCCUUUCUCUCUAUUUGAAUCAGCAGCAGCAGGAGCAGCUCAGUGAGAAGCACAUCAGGAAGGUCAGCUCUGCACACUCUCCACUCAGCUCCGCUAACAUCAGCACAGGUAUUCAGCUCCGCUCCCAUGGAGGGUAAUCACCUGGAGGGCAAUCACUCCACUCGGAGCACGCCACCAUCUGUGCUUCGAGAUCAGACCGACAGUCGCGUUUAUGAAGUCUCCGUGCAGAGCAACUCCAGCAAUCUCAGCUCCCAGUUUGCAGAUGUGGCUUUGCUGCAGACGUUCAAGCCGCUCAUCAUUCCCUGCUACGUCCUGGUGGUGAUGGUGGGGGUGUUUGGGAACUACCUGCUGCUGUACGUCAUCUGCCGAACCCGGAAGAUGCACAACGUCACCAACUUUUUCAUUGGAAACCUGGCGUUUUCGGACAUGCUCAUGUGUGUCACGUGCGUCCCUUUCACCCUGGCGUACGCCUUCAACCCACACGGGUGGGUUUUUGGUCGCUCAAUGUGCUACUUGGUGUUCCUCAUCCAACCUGUCACAGUGUAUGUUUCGGUCUUCACCCUCACAGCCAUCGCUGUGGACAGAUAUUAUGCGACUGUUCACCCUUUGAAGAAGAGGACCACCGUUGCCACCUGCAUCUACGUCCUCUGUGGGAUUUGGCUGCUCUCUUGUGGCUUGGUGGCCCCCGCCGUGUCUCACACCUACCACGUCGAGUUCAAAGAGGAGGGCUUCACCAUCUGUGAGGAGUUCUGGUUGGGUCAAGAGAAAGAAAGACGGGCCUAUGCGUACAGCACUCUGUUAAUCACAUACGUGCUUCCACUGUCCGCUGUCUUUGUCUCCUACCUCUGCAUCACCGUCAAACUAAAGAAAUGCGUUGCCCCUGGCAACAGGACACAAGAUCAGGUAGGCAUCCACCAGGCUCGCAAGAGGAAGAUCUUCAGAUUGGUUGCCCUUCUGGUGACCGCCUUCGCUGUGUGCUGGCUUCCAAUCCAUGUGUUCAACGUGCUGAGGGACAUCGACAUCCACCUCAUUAACAAGCGCUACUUUUUGCUGAUCCAGCUGCUGUGCCACCUCUGCGCCAUGAGCUCAUCCUGUUGCAACCCCUUCCUCUAUGCAUGGCUGCACGACCGCUUCCGCUCCGAGCUGAGGAAGAUGCUCAAAUGCCGACAGCGCAUUGGGGCUCCUGCCAGUCACUGUGCUGCAGGUGUGGUUUUGUGAAAGCAUCCUACAUGAUAUUCAAGCAUAACCUGCUGAAAUGUAUCUGAAAGAAACUCCCAUGGCUGCCACUCACCUGAGAACAUUUAUUGUAUGUUUCACUGUAGUUUCAGGCUGUUAACAAUUUUUAUUUAACUCAUUUUCAAUAAAUAAACAAUAAAUUAUGAUUUAAAUUACAUUUUUGUGCAGCCUCCUAUCAACUUUAAAGGAUGUGUGAGUUUGCCCCAUUUUUGUGGUGACGGCAAACUUUCAGAAUAAGAUAUCAGUCAGAGUUGACAUGAAGGGAAACAGGGCUGUCAGUGUUGAUGUUGUAAAUAUGGCAGCUUUUUGAUGUGACACUUCCAUAUUUGUAAGAUGACAGUUCAAUAUGCUGCCAUUUCAAAUCAAGUUUUUGUUUUUUUGGUGACCAAAUCAGCAUUUUAGAGAAGGAAGACCUCUGACAGGUGAUCUUUAUGCAUCUUUUAGUCAUGUGGUGACCAUCUUUGCUUGUCAUUUGAUGAUCACAAGACAAUGUACUAAAUGUGAGCUUCAAUCCAAAUUGGAUUUAUUAUAAAUAAUGUACACAUGUUUUUAUGCAUACUUCAAAAUUCUCAAUGUCAACAUAUUUUUUCUUAUUUUUAAGUCUGCUCUGAGUAUUUCAAACACAAAACCAGCUCUGCAUGUCAAACUGUAUAUAACUCAUUACUGGUGUUUUGAUUUAUCAUGUCUUUACGAGUUUAAAAACUGCUCUUUACUGAGACAAUUCGGUUUUAAUCUGAUGGGAAAAAACAAGACGGCAGUGGUAUGUCACAAAAAUGGGAUUUGGAAUUUCUUAAUUACAGUUUUUUUCUAUUCAGUAUUCGGUUUCAAUUAAUAGACAAAGCAAUUCGUUUUUUUUUUUAUUUGAAUAUGACAAAAUGUAAACAUUUUUGAUUAAAUUUUUCAUUUGUGACCAAAAAUUUCUAUUUCGUGUGUGCAAAAAAGCACUUUGUAGCAACAAAUUAGUAUUUUCUAAGCAUUUUGUGCACAAAAAGUAAAAUUUUCUGCAUACAAAUCAGUAUUUUGUGGUCACAAACAGCUAUUUUAUGUGCACAAUUUAGUAUUAUAUGACCACAAAUUAGCAUUUUGUGCACACGAAUUAGUUAAAAGAAUUAAAGAAAGAUGCUAAUUUGUGAGCACAACGUGACAAUUUUUGCACACACAAUGCUAAUAUGUGCCCAAAAAUGCUAGUUUGUGUGCACAGAAUAGUAAAUUGUGCACAUAAAAUGCUAAUUGGUGGCCACAAAAUACUACUUUGUACCAACAAAAUGCUAAUUUAUGUCCACAAAGGAUAUCAAUUGGUUAAUUUGUAGUGACAAUAUAAUCAAUUGUGUUUACAAAAUGCUCAGUUGUGUACACAAAGUUCAACGUUUUGGCCACAAAUUAUUAAUUUGAGUAAUUUUUUUUCUCUGUUUGAAUGCCAUUUUCAAGGGGUCAUGCUCCACUGUUUUUCAUUCAUAAAAUAUUUUUUUUUAUCAUUGUGUA